AUGGUGACCGUGCUGCACCGUGUCACCAAGGGCCCUUGCACACACUGCCUUCUGCCCUGGGCCGGCCCCAGCCCACCCAAAGAGGCCCCGCGCCGGCUCCUCCCGGGGCCCGCGGAGGACACAGGCGGCGCGGCCGCUCCCGCCGCCUCCGCUGCGGCUUCCCCGGCCCGAGCUCCGCCGCUCGGCAGCGCGGCCGCCGGCCCCGAGCCGCCGGGGCCCGGGGCGGGUGGGGCUGCCCGGCCCGGGGCGCUCGGGGGGCGCUCGGGGGCCGCUGCUGGCCCCGGGCCGAGCGCUGACAGCCGCGUGUGGCCCGCAGGGAAGGCGCAGGAGGCCCUGCAGGAGCGCUACCGAGUGGGUUCGCUGCUGGGGCGCGGCGGAUUCGGCAGCGUCUGCUCGGGGACGCGGCUCUCGGACGGCGCCCCGGUGGCCAUCAAACGCGUGCCGCGGGAUCGCAUCCGGCACUGGGGCGAGCUGCCCGACGGCAGCAGCGCGCCCCUGGAGAUCGUGCUGCUGGCCAAGGUGUCGCAAGGCUGUGCUGGUGUCAUUCAGCUGCUGGAGUGGCUUGAGCUCCCCGACAGCUUCUUGCUGGUGCUGGAGCGUCCGGAGCGGUGCCGGGAGCUCUCGGGUGUCCUGGCGGAGCGGAGGUUCCUGCCGGAGGAGGAGGCGCGGGGGCUGUUCCGCCAGGUGCUGGAGGCCGUGCGGCACUGCACCAGCCGCGGGGUCCUGCACAGGGACAUCAAGCCCGAGAACAUCCUGCUCGACCUGGCCACGGGGCAGCUGAAACUGAUCGACUUUGGCUGUGGCGCCUUCCUCCAAGACACAGCCUACACCCAGUUUGCAGGAACCCUGUCCUACAGCCCACCCGAGUGGAUCCACCACCAACACUACCAUGGCGAGGCAGCGACGAUCUGGUCCCUGGGCCUCCUGCUGUACCAGCUGGUCAUGGGCAAGCACCCGUUCAGGAGGGGCCAGGAGAUCAUCUGGGGGCGCAUCUUGUUCUCACCACGGCUCUCUCAAGAGUGCCAGGAUGUCAUUAAGAGGUGUUUGUCCAUGCAGCCCUCGGACAGGCCAUCCUUGGAAGAGCUUUUCUGCCAUCCUUGGGUGCAGGGUGUUCCUCUGCCCUAGAAGAUGGGAGAGAUCCACGUGCACAGU
Molecule: messenger RNA, 1152 nt
Organism: Motacilla alba alba
Lineage: Eukaryota; Metazoa; Chordata; Aves; Passeriformes; Motacillidae
Product: serine/threonine-protein kinase pim-1-like
Exons: 6
Coding region: 1-1125 (374 amino acids)
Biological process (GO): protein autophosphorylation
Cellular component (GO): cytoplasm
Molecular function (GO): protein serine/threonine kinase activity; ATP binding
Source: RefSeq, a predicted model, not a curated record